Lotus japonicus is the source of this 855-nucleotide messenger RNA. Its product is annotated as putative F-box protein At1g67623. The transcript has a single exon. The coding region runs from base 1 to 855 and encodes 284 amino acids. Lineage: Eukaryota; Viridiplantae; Streptophyta; Magnoliopsida; Fabales; Fabaceae. Gene Ontology annotation, molecular function: protein binding. The record is from RefSeq and is a predicted model, not a curated record.
AUGGUUAGAAUUGGUGGAGGUUCUGCAGGUGGUCCCAUACCAUGUGUUCCACAGACUGCAUCCACUCGUAGAGCGCGUGCAAAAGCUCAUGUUGAGACACCACCACCACAUCAGACUUAUUCCUGGUUAGUGAAGAGGACAAGGAGUAAGAGAAGAAACAAUCGAAAAGGUCCUACAACCAUAAAAAUGCUUCCAAGAGAUUUAUUAGUAGAGGUGGUUGCAACCGUGGCCUCACACUCCUUCAUUGACCUUUACAUUAUAAAAAAAUGUUGUAAAGAUUUUCAUGAUGCUUCUGAAGAUAUAAACAUCUGGAAAAGAGUUUCUUUGGACAAAUUCCCGUUAAUCCAAUGGCUUCCUAAUGACAAAAUAUCAUCAUUCUUAAAACGCUGUAGAGAAUGUGGAAACAUGGAGAGCUUAUAUAGAGAAGGGUUGCAAAAAUAUUUUUACUAUCCAAAUGGAAAGAUUGAUGGUUUUGAGCUCUUGAAGGUAGCCGCUCAAAAGGGUCACAAAGAAGCAAAAUAUGUGUGUGGUAUGAUUUUAUUAUGCUCUAAAGAUGAAGAGUUGAGAAAACAAGGGCUUGAGCAUAUGCGUUUUUUGAGGAAGUCCAAGUGUGUUGUAGGCUCCAGAAACAAAGUGAAACGAUUAUUAUGCUUUAUGUGGAAAAGUAAUGGAGAGUUUGGAUGCAAUCAUACCCCUCUAUGUAACUCCAAGAACACAUGCAAAGGGUGGAGAGUGAAGAGCAGUGCAUGGAUAUUACUAGAUGAUGAUGAUGAUGACGACGACAUUAACUUGUGUGAAUAUUGUAGAUGGGACUAUGAGUUGGAGUUAUUUUAUCAGUUGUUCAAUGUUCAUUAG